Parastagonospora nodorum SN15 is the source of this 1620-nucleotide messenger RNA. RefSeq lists its product as hypothetical. The record is from RefSeq and is a predicted model, not a curated record. Lineage: Eukaryota; Fungi; Ascomycota; Dothideomycetes; Pleosporales; Phaeosphaeriaceae. The transcript has 5 exons. Bases 1 to 1620 code for a protein of 539 amino acids.
AUGCACCCCUACGCGAACCGCGCGCUAGCUUCCUCGGGCUCGGGCUCGUUCGAACUGGAAUCAAAUGUGGAUUCUUUGAACGCCGCCCUCGACGCCGGCCGUGCCUUCCCAAAGAUCCCCAAACUGCUGCAGGAGCUCCUCCUCGACCGCACCUUCCGCCUGCGCUCCAAGCCCAUCGUCUCCCCCAACGGCAGCCAGCCGAACUCGUCCAAUGGCUCUCUGCGCUCCCCUGGCCCCACACCCAACGGCUCCAGGCCCACGAGCUUCCCAGACGUGCCUCUCCCCAAGGCACCCGACCCAGCGCUGGACCCUGCCGGCUACCUGCGCAGCAUCUAUGCCGUGCGUGAGCGCUCCAAGCUGGUCCUCGAAAAGGCCAAAAAGAACCAGCUCAAACACUUUACCGUCGACAUGACCAAGUUCCACGAUGUAGCCAGUUUUGUAGUGUCGAUCAUCAAGCGAGACUAUGCGCCCGACUACGCCUCCAUCCCACCCCACGGCCGCUGGCAGCACUUUGAUGUGGGUGGCCGCCCGCGCAUCGACCAGCUGAUGGCGUCGUGGCCCUCCACCGUGGACAAUCAGGAACGCACGCGCCGCCUGCUCGAUCUGUUCCUGGUCUCGGUGCUUCUCGACGCAGGCGCCGGCACAAAGUGGCAGUACAAGAGCAAAGAGUCGGGCAGGAUCUACCGCCGCAGUGAAGGCCUCGCCGUCGCCAGUCUUGAGAUGUUCAAGGCCGGCGUCUUCAGCAGCGACCCCAGAGAGCCGUGCCAGGUUGACAGCGCUGGCCUCGCCAAGCUGGACGUCGCCAUCAUGGCCCGCGGUCUGCAGGUCACUGACAGCAACCCCCUUGAUGGCCUCGAGGGUCGCACCACCCUUCUCUUGAGACUCUCGGAAGCUCUGCGGAACCAGGAAAUCUUUGGACUUGAGGCGCGUCCAGGAAACAUGCUUGACUAUCUACUUUCGCACCCAACAACCCAGGCAUCAUCGGUCCCCAUCAUUCCCCUGCCCACGCUCUGGAACACGCUCAUGGACAGUCUGACCCCCAUCUGGCCAGCCUCUCGGACCCAAAUCGACGGCUUCCCAAUCGGCGACGCUUGGCCGUGCUCCGUCAUGCCAUCGCAUCCAACCCACCCCUGGGAAAACAUUGUUCCCUUCCACAAGCUGACGCAAUGGCUGACGUACUCGCUCAUGGUCCCGAUGACAAAGCUGCUUCACGUGCACUUUGCAGGUGCAGAGCUCUUGACCGGUCUGCCAGAAUAUCGCAACGGCGGACUCUUCAUCGACACUGGACUUCUGACACUCAAGCCAGAGGAUUCAAAGCGCGGACUCGCGCAAUACGAGCAUAACGCCAAGACCAAAGGACAACCAAGCAUGGAAGUUGUGCCCAUGUUUACAGCCGAUGACGAUGUGAUUGUCGAGUGGCGCGCAGUCACAGUUGGGUUAUUAGACGACCUGCUGGUAGACGUCAAUAAAAUGCUUGGCCUGAGCGGUUCUGACAGAUUGAACCUGGCGCAGAUGCUCGAGGCAGGGAGCUGGAAGGGCGGCCGCGAAAUCGCAGAAGUGUCACGGCCCAACACCAAAGAGCCACCAAUCAUGAUCUUGUCGGAUGGAACAGUUUUUUAA